AUGGUGCUAGGAGCAGUGCCGAAGCGUGUGCGGCGAGCACGCGGGAGGCAAACACUGCAGGCAGACGCCAGCACCUCUUCUCUUUGUCAGGUGGCCCGGGGAUUGGAACCUGUCAGGGAGCCUCAGGUGCCCGUUUGGCUGUUUCGCCAAGCGGGGCGACACCUCCCGGAGUACAAUGAGUACAAGACCAAACGCAACAAGAACUUUUUAGAACUUCUGCAAGAUCCGAAGGAUGUUGCUGAAGUCACCAUGCAGCCGCUGCGGCGCUACGGGGUGGAUGCGGCGAUUCUGUUCUCGGAUAUCCUGGUGGUGGCGGAAGCUUUGGGCAUUGAUGUGGAAAUGCCUGGAGGAAAAGGCAUUCUGGUGCCGCGGCCCUUGGAGUCACCCGAAGACAUGGCUCGGUUGCGAGUCUCCAGCGCCAGCGCAGACUUUGUGGAGCAACGCUUGGCACAUGUGCUAGAAGCUGUACGGCUCAUCCUGCAGACCAUGUCUCAGGAAGGGAUGGGAGAUGUGCCUUUGAUCGGCUUCAGUGCUGCUCCUUGGACCCUUUUCUUCUAUAUGGUCGGAGGCUCGUCUAAGAAGAGGACAGAUGCUGGGGAACGCUGGCUGAAAGAGCACCCGGAAGCAUCAAAAGAGCUGAUGUCGCUUCUCAGUGAGGUCAUCAUCGAGUAUUUGUCCGCGCAGGUGCGGAGCGGCUGCCACGUCCUUCAAGUCUUCGAAGCUAUGGGAGAACACAUCAGCCCCGCGAACUUGGAGUCCUUUGCAGUGCCAGCCAUGACUCGCAUUGCAACAGCUCUCAAGGAACGGCAUCCCGAGGUGCCAUUGAUGGUCUUCCCGCGAGGAGCCUGCUAUGCGCUGCCAGCACUUCAGAACGCGGGCUUCGACGUGGUGACGGCUGAUUGUGCCACCGACCUGGCCGAGGCGGAGUUGUCCCUGAAGGCUGCUUCACAAGGCCGCGUGGCCAACUUGCAGGGGAACUUUGAUCCAAAGUGGCUCCGGCCAGGGAGCAGUGUUGAGGAUGUGAAGCCCAAGAAGGCUAAGGCCCUGGAGCCACUGGAGCUUGUGGCUGCGUGCCAAAGCUGGCUAGAUGCGCAGCGAGCGGGAGAGCCUGUGGCCCCGGCGGCUGAGCCUGUGGCUGAAGAGCCUCUGACGCCCCGACCCAACAAGAAGAGGAAAAGAGAGGAAGAAGCAGCUAAGGCUGCUGAGGUCGAAGCUGAGCCAGAGGCCGCGGCAGUGGAGCAAGCAGAGCAAGCGGAGAUGGAGGUCAGUGUGAACAAGAAGUCCAAGAAGCAAAAGAAGGAAGUGAAAGAAGACAAAUCAACUCCCUUCAAGCGGAUUGAUGACGACAAGUGGAGGUCAACGAUCAAGGACCCCAGGCUCCUGGACAACACGCACCUUGCAAAGCAGAAGUUUGGAGGCUCUAAAGGCGACAGCUGGGCAGACAAAGCCUCCGAGGACUUGCUCAAGACCAAGGGGAAAGGCUUUCGGAAGGAGAUGGCCAAGAAAAAAAGAUCUUCAUGGAGAGGUGGUGGUGAGAUUGAUCAGGGCGUAAACUCCAUCAAGUUCGAUGAUAGCGACGAUGAGUGA
Durusdinium trenchii is the source of this 1587-nucleotide messenger RNA. Lineage: Eukaryota; Dinophyceae; Suessiales; Symbiodiniaceae. The record is from the annotation of a GenBank genome assembly.